Molecule: messenger RNA, 2821 nt
Organism: Cannabis sativa
Lineage: Eukaryota; Viridiplantae; Streptophyta; Magnoliopsida; Rosales; Cannabaceae
Product: serine/threonine-protein kinase ATG1a
Exons: 13
Coding region: 432-2516 (694 amino acids)
Biological process (GO): protein autophosphorylation; autophagy; autophagosome organization
Cellular component (GO): autophagosome; cytoplasm
Molecular function (GO): protein serine/threonine kinase activity; ATP binding
Source: RefSeq, a predicted model, not a curated record
UUUGAAUAUGAGCAAGAUAUGAGAUUUUUGUGUUGUGGUCUAAUUGAUAAGCCAUCCACUCAUCUUCUUUCUUUCAAAUUCUGAGCCCAAAACACCAAAUAAAGUUUUUUCAACUCAGUUUCGAACAUAUAUUCACGAUCAGCGUCGUUUCCACACAUAAAGCUAAUAAAGGAAACCACUUUCACUAUGAUCAUUGUUCCAUUAAUUUCUUCCACUAUCAACCUCCUCAGAAGAAAAACCAAAAACCCACCUUCACCAUCCUCCUUCAUAUUCAAAACCCAUUAAAAGAUAAAUUUUUUAAAAUUUUUUUUAAUAAAUUUUUGGUAGUCAUGUUAUUCUUUUGAAACCAAUCAGAAACCAACAACAACGACGACGACCCAACUGGGCAUUUCGCUUAUUCGUGCUAUUUGGUCAACUGGGUCGGUUUCCAGAUGGAUUUUCGGGGGCCUAGUGAGACCCGUUUGGUCGGAGACUAUAUAAUGGGUCCGAGAAUCGGGUCUGGUUCAUUCGCCGUGGUUUGGAGGUCCAGGCAUCGGCAAUCGGGUCUCGAAGUUGCAGUUAAGGAGAUUGAUAAGAAACAACUGAGUCCAAAAAUCAGUGAGAGUUUGCUCAAAGAGAUUUCUAUUCUCAGAACAAUUGAUCACCCGAAUAUUAUUCGUCUUUUGGAAGCCAUCGAGACCGAUGAAAAGAUUUACCUUGUUUUGGAGUACUGUGACGGUGGCGAUCUUUCUGGUUAUAUCAAUCGCCAUGGGAGAGUUUCAGAAGCUGUGGCUAGGCACUUUAUGAGACAAUUGGCUGCAGGACUGCAAGUGCUUCAAGAAAAGCAUCUCAUUCACAGGGAUUUAAAACCACAGAACUUACUCUUGUCAACGCAUGAAUCCACUCCACUACUGAAGAUAGGGGAUUUUGGUUUUGCAAGAUCCCUUAUGCCUCAAGGUUUGGCUGACACAUUGUGUGGUUCACCCUUAUACAUGGCUCCGGAGAUCAUAAAGAACCAAAAAUAUGAUGCAAAGGCUGACUUAUGGAGUGUUGGGGCGAUUCUUUUUCAGUUGGUGACUGGAAGGCCACCAUUUGAUGGCAACAGUCAAUUGCAGCUUUUCGAGAAUAUCAUAACAUCUACUGAGCUGAAGUUUCCUGCUGGUUCUCUGGAAGAGUUGCAUCCACACUGUGUAGAUCUUUGCAGAUGCCUAUUACGGCAAAACCCAGUUGAGCGACUAACAUUCAAGGAGUUUUUCAAUCACAAGUUCCUCAGGGAGCCAAGGUCCAUGCUUGAUGCUAGGAAGUCUCCUUUUGUUCUGCCUAUAGAAUUAACUGUUGAGCCGUCCAAUGCUUCUGCCCUUGGGAAGAGGUCAGAAUUGCCAGCUGUUCUUCCUCUGGACUCGUGCAGUGCACAUUCAAGUGCAAAAUUUCCUAUUGGACUUGAAAAUAUAAUUUUGCAAAGAAAAGAGGGUGAAGGUACAUCAAGCAAUGUUCAUGGGCUUAUGCCAAAUAUUGUGAGUAAUGAAAGAAAAAGAUAUAUUGAUCAAGAGCCACAAUCAUCUUAUCAACGACAAGUUUCUGAUUCCAUGGAGUCCAUUGAGAAAGAUUAUGUCCUUGUCAAUCCUCAUUUUGCUUCAUCAGAAUCCAUCUCUUAUUUUCUGGAAACGUCACAACUGUCUAACUCCAAAACUGGAGUGUCUACCUAUGCUCAAAAGCAGAAUGAACAGGGAAGACCAGUUAUACAAGAGGAGGAGCUGGCUGAAAGCUCUAUUGGUGGUUUAGAGGGCUCACUGAAGCAUGGAUCAGACCUAUUACCAACAUCAAUUCCUUUAUCUUUAUUGAGAGAAGUGCAAGAACUUUCUAUACUGCAUCCUUCCACUAGGCUCCAGUUGUUGCAUCAGUAUGUUGAAGUUCUUACCGAACUUGCACAAGAAAAGUACGAUACAGAAUUCUAUCUGGAGGCUUUUUCAACUGAGUUGGUUAUUUUGGCUAUAUGGAAAAAAGUGCUCCAAAUUAGCAGCAAUUGGCUGGCUUCUUCUGAGAAUGAAGCAACUGGUAGCAGUGUAGCGAAUGAGCCCAAACUUGAUCAGAAAGGUGCUACUUUAGCAUCAAACACUGAGGGAAACCUUGAUUUUAGCCAACCUUCAUGUGUUUCCUUGUGGGCAGAAAAAUCAUUUCUUGUUGCAUUUAAUCGUGCUGAGAAGUUAUCAAAUCAUCUCCGAAACAUAGAUGGUACUGUUGACAUGCCAGAUGCGAUGGAAAUAAUAUUUCGAAAGGCACUAGCAUUUGGUACCAAUGGUGCUGUGGACGAGUUCGAGAACAAAAGUACUGCAGCAGAGAAUUAUUCAAAAGCGCUACUUCUGCUUUCCUUUAUCGCAGGAGAAGCAGCAAUGCUGCCUCUAAAGCCUCCAUUUUCGUUAACUCCUGCAGGCAAGAAGCGAAUCCAACAAUACAUUUUGAACUUGCAUUCUCGGCAGACUAACUUUUUAAAGGCACAGCCUUCUCUUAAAGAAUUUCUUGACUCUCAUAAAAAGUAAAUAGAACUGGUUUGUACAGCUAUUCUUGGAGGUUCAUCUUUUGCCAAGGCAGAUUACUAAUGUUGGCCGUUGUGGCAGUAAAUCAGCCGCCUAUGCAGCAGGCAGUUUUUAAGUCUCUGACAUGGAUAUACUCUUUUCUAACUUUUGUUUGGUGAUGGAAUACCAAAGAAUGUCUAUAAGUUAGAUAAGUAAAUACUAGAUUGUUGACAUUAUGGAACAAGAAACUACCUUAGUCUGUGUAAAUGAACUGUCUAUUCUUUAUUUGGACAAGAAAUUGUACAUAUGAAUAGAAAUUGUUACGUGUA